AUGAUCCAUAGAUGUCUGAAGAAGGAUCCGACUUGUACCAUUGAUUCACUUGGUUCGCCCUCUGAUCACGAUGACAUGCAGCUCAGGCAGUUAGGACCUCUGCAAGAUGAAUUACCUGACUUCACCAUUGAUGAAAUGCAUCGACAGCUCGUCAAGUUUAUCAUUGUUGACGACCAGGCAAUCAAUCUCAUUGAAUGCCCUGAAUUUUGUCGACUGAUCCGUCUUCUGCAACCGGAGUUGAAUGAUUCUGACAUCUGUCACCGCACCAAAUUGUGGGAAUUGAUCCUUGACGCUUUCGAUGACUACUUCGAGGCCUUAAAGAGCGACCUUGCGAAGGCGCAAGGAAAGAUCUUGUUUACCUCUGACUGUGAAGAUUGGACUAAUGUGCUCGUCUUAAAGGCAGCACUAAUAGCUUUUCACCAUACCCCAGGGAGUCAUGCAGGAGAUAGCCUGGGCUCAUCCAUACUGGGCCUCCUCGAUCGUGCCAAUUCGGGUCAUUUCACUCUCAAUAAUGCAGGAAACAAUCAUACUUCCAUGCAAGAGUUAUCGCAUCUAUUGGAAUCACGCGGGGUACAUUUUCAUCCUGUCAAACAGAGGAUCCCGUGCUUUCCUCACAUCAUCAACAUCUGUGUGAGGCAUGUUCUCGAUGACUACUGGAAAGCCAAAUUUUUAGGUGUGGUUGACAGAUGGGUAGUUGAAGGUAAGACCAUCGACAAAGAUACGUAUGUUGAAGCCAUCCAAGGCAAAGCCCUGGAUCGGGUGAGGCUCCUCAUACGCACCAUCCGCACAUCAGACAAACGACAUAAUAGUUUUAGGGUAAUCAUUACCAUGGGAAACGACAAGAAGUGGUUCCAAGACGACUCAGGUGCAAUCAUCCAACUCCCUGUCGUGCAACUGCUACAUGACAAGCCCACACGUUGGGAUUCAACCUACUGUGCCUGA
Messenger RNA from Suillus paluster, 942 nucleotides. RefSeq lists its product as uncharacterized. The transcript is spliced from 5 exons. The coding region runs from base 1 to 942 and encodes 313 amino acids. The record is from RefSeq and is a predicted model, not a curated record. Lineage: Eukaryota; Fungi; Basidiomycota; Agaricomycetes; Boletales; Suillaceae.